AUCUUUCGUGAUGAUUUCAAUAGUGAAAAGGGCUCUAAUAAGAUAGAACAGGGAUGUGAUUUGUCCGCAGAUUCGCGGAAUUCCGCGGAUCUAAUGAUAUUCCAAUUUGCUUCAAAUUAAAGUCAGAUGAACCCUCAAAAGAGCUUCUGAAAAGCCAGUUUUUCUUCUACGGCAGUGUGCUUUUAACCCCAUAAGUGCCCCAAGAACCCAUGGCUGAAAUGGCUUCAGCCCUCCAGCUGCCAGGUCAAUCACAUCCCUGUAGAAGCAGCUAAAAGAGCAUCUGUGAAAAAGGCUCUACCGAAAAAGGGGGCAGGGUGGUAAGAAAAGGGGCAGGGUUGGACCGCCCUCAAAAAACGGGCUAGGUGGAGUUAUACCUACUUUUGAUUUUCAAUUUGUUCUUUUUUAUUGCAAGGAAAUGUCAACAACAUUUAAACCUGUUUUCAAGUUGAUAUUUGGAAAAAUGUUCAAAUGGGUGAAUUAUAAUUUGUGUGUAAAUGAGAUUUUAUACAAGAAUAUUGAUCAGAACCUUUAAUUGGUUGUAUAAAAUUAUUGUUUAUUUAAAAGAUGUUCAAUUGUUGGGACUUUAUUUUAGCCAGUCAUACUUAAGAUAUUUUUAUGCUCCGAAGGUAGGCAUGUAGUAGUCACAUCUUAUUGUGUUCAUCCGUCCAUUACAAUUAUGUCUCAGCUGUAACAUACUUAAGUUUAGUCAAAUUUUGAUCAACUUCACAUAAAUGUUCAACAACAUGGGAAGGUGUUUUGCGUUUAGCCCUUCAGGGUCAAGGUCACACUUAGAGGUCAGUUGACUUAUUAUUCAUUCUGAUAAUGCCAAAUUGGAUGACAGCUUUUGUUAGGUUCUAAUAUCUUAUACAGUACAAACACAAUGAAAGAGAAACAAAAAAACGAUUUUUGCAAACAACAGUCCUUAAUUUAACUAAUAGUGAUUAAUUUAUUGUACUAUUAUGACACUAUUCAGCACAGAUCAUUAGUAUGUUCUUGUCAUUAUUCAUUUUGAUAUUACACCAGAAAUGCAGAAUCACUUAUAUGAGCCAUACUGCUGCUUUCUACACUUUGAUAUUAUUAUUGAUCGACUAGGUUACAGAGGCUGAAAUGCCUUGUUAUGCAUAAAUUCCAGGCAUUGAUUAUUCUGGAAAUUCCCAGCCACAAUCAAUAUGUCCAAUAUGGUUCUGGUGUGCUGCUCAGUUUGGGAAUUGUAAAUUACUGUUUAAUUCUGGUGUUUAGUCUCUGAUGUAUAGGAAUUCUUUAGAAAAAUAGGACAACAAAUGCCUUUUUGCCAUUUUGUUGUGGAGUUUAUGUGUGAAACUCUGGGAGUAAUGCCAGAAACACUCAUGAAUUGUGAUUUUUUCUGUCUGUGAAAGCAUUUGCUACCUACAAUUAUAGCAAAUAUUUGGAUAUUUUAAAGAUAUCUCAGAAUUGUAAAAGAGUAAAUAAGUACUAGAUUGGAUUAUUUACAAGAAACAUGCCACAGGAUUAGUAUGCUUUAUGUACAUACAAAUCUGACAUUGUAAUAAUUGAUGCAAUGUCUGUACACAGUGUUCACAUACAACUGUGUACAUCAAUUGAGCAUUCAGAGAAUGAAAACAUAGAAAAUGUUUAAUGAUCAUCAUUAACCAGAUUAUUACCAGAUUGUAAUUAUUGCCAUAUUAAAUUGGCUCUUUGGAACAUCAAAGUGAUUUACCAACAGUGGCUCUUUGCUGGCCAGGAUUUUUACCUGGGUUUAAAUUAGCAUAUAUUAAACUGAUGAACAAAGUAGAAAAUUUAACUGUUUUGUAUUGAAUUAUGAAUGAGAUUUACCACCAAUUGAACUAUUCACACAAGAGGAUGGUAUAAACGAUUUAUGGUUUGAGCUCCAUAGACCAAGUGUUACUGCAGAUUCAAGAUUUCCUGGAAUUAGAAUAAAUUGGACUUGUCAUGCAGAGUGUGUCUUAAAUCUUUGGUUCCAUUAUGAAAUGGUAUCCAUUAACAAUCCCAUUGGUGGAACAGAGUAUUGAUUUGAGUUUUGGAAUGUGGUAACAUGAGCUUUAUUGGUAAUUUCUUAAAUUUUAUAAGAUGCCAUCAGCUGCAUGACAAAUUGGAUUUGCAUGAAGCGAGCUGAUUUUGGUUUUGAAUAUCUGUUUCUAGAAUAUCUGUGUACAUAGAAAUUGUCUGUCCAUUUUAAAAUCAAUACGAGUCAGACAUAACAAAAACAGAGACGUUUGUCAAAUAAUUUCACUUCAAAUAAGAUUAUAUUGAAAAACAAACAAAAUGGCUGAAGAGACGAUAUAUUUAUGUAAGUUCCGAGUGUCUGUUGAUGGAGACUGGCUUUGCCUGAGGGAGCUGAGUGAUGUUCAGUUUGAAAUGCCCCCAUCGUUGAGUAACUCCAUGAUUGAGGACGAUGAUCGAGACCCAAAAACAAUUGAGCGAGCAAAUUUACUAAAUGUAGCCAAAUUGAUAAUAAAGGAGUUGAUAGACUCUUCAAUGGCACAUGGGCGCAUGUUAGAUGAUGACCACGAGCCCUUACAGCAGUUCUUUAUUGUACUGGAGCACAUCUUAAGACAUGGCCUCAGGCCAAAAAAGAGUAUACUGCGGGACAGGCGUGACUUUUGGUGUGUACUGGAGCUGGUAGAAAAGUUUGUGCCUGAGGCCGCCGAGAUUACAGCAACAGUCAGGGACAUGCCUCGCCUCAAGACGCCACUUGGCAAGGCGAGAGCGUGGUUACGACUAUCGGCCAUGCAGAAAACACUUGCAGACUAUUUCAAAGUCCUCAUUGAGAAAAGGGACAUGGUUUUAACUGAGUAUUAUGAGCCUGGUGCGAUGUUAAUAGAGGACGAGGGUACAGUGGUUGCCGGCCUGCUGGUUGGGCUCAAUGUUAUAGACUGUAACCUUGGCAUCAAAGACGAAAACCUAGACACACCGAUGGGUGUGGUAGACUUCAGUUUGUAUCUCAAGGACACACGAUUGGAUGAAUCUGACCCUGAGGCUGAAAGUACUGCAAUGCAAGAGAAAAUGCAGACAAUUCUCGACCAGAAAAAUUACUUGGAGGAACUAAAUCGGCACCUUAACACAACAGUGGCAAACUUGCAACAGAAAUUAGAAAUGGCCAGUACAACCAAUGCAUUAAUGAAAGAAGACCUUGCUAUAGCCAAAAAUGAAAUUAUAGAACUAAAAGAGGAGAAAGAUGUCGCUGAAUCUCAGCGUGACACCAUUCUACACGUACACAAGCAUCAUAUUGAGGAAUCAAAGAAGGACAUCGAUGUUGAGCGCCAGACGUACCAGCAGUCGAGGGCGGGUCUGGACGAGAUGUAUGCCGAUGUGAAGAAAAGACUAGACGAGGAAAUACAACUCAGACUCGACGUUGAGAAGGAGAUGGAGCUGCAGAUCAGCAUGAAGCAGGAGAUAGAGAUGGCCCUGCAGUUGCUUGAAAAGGACAUUCAUGAGAAGCAGGACACCAUCAUCGGCCUGCGCAAACAACUAGAGGACGUCAAAAACAUCAACCUCCAGAUGUACGAUAAACUAGAGCACUGUGAUACUUCCCUAAAACACAAAACUGAGAUGGUCAGUAAACUGGAGGAGAAGACCAAUCAUCUUGUAUCCGUUCUCAAGGAAAAUGAGAAAAAACUGAAACAAUGUGAGAGUGACAAGAAUGCAGCAGAAGAAACUGCCCGAAAGCUCGGCCAAACCCUCGCGGAUAAAGAUGCCAAAAGAACAGCAUUGGAGACCGACCUGAGGAUUGAACGAGAGUGGCGCGGAAAUCUGCAGAAAAAUCUCGAUACAGAGAAGGCCAAAUAUACAGCGCAACAGAAGGAGCUUCAGCAGCUCCGGCAGGUUGAGCAAGCCCACGAGACACUUCAAAGGGAAUACAGGCAGUUACAGCGCACGUGUGAAGAACAGGAAAAGACUCUGGCCGAACUUGGCUCACAUCUUAGCGAGUCUAAGCUUCGAGUGGAAGAUUUGCGCGAGCUACAGCAGGUGAACAAGGAGGCCACAUGGGCUAGCGACAAGGAGGUGACCAACUGUAAACAAUGUGAAAAGGCCUUCUCUGUAGCCAGGAGAAAGCACCACUGCCGUAACUGUGGAGAGAUAUUCUGCGCGGAGUGUUCUGACAAUAAAAUGCCUCACCCUUCCUCAUCCAAACCGGUGCGAGUUUGUGAUUCCUGUCAUGAAAUACUUCUUCAGAGAUACUCAGCUGGUGGGAACUAGUGCAAUACAUAUAUAUGAUAUACAUUACCUGUAUACAUAAGUGCUUUUAAGUCGUUCAUCCAAGCCCGGUUUAAGUUUUGUUGCCUUCACAGUCUCUGUAUAAUAAAUAAUACAGUCUUCACGCUGUGCAAGAAGCUAAUAUAAGGGUUUGGAAUUUAUAAAGGACCAAUAACUUCUCUUAUUAAAGCAGUAUCAUUUACUGUCCAUUUCUAAUGUAUUGAUUAUGUAUAAAAAUCAUGUAAUAAAAUAUUUUAAUUCAA
Messenger RNA from Mya arenaria, 4457 nucleotides. Its product is annotated as RUN and FYVE domain-containing protein 2-like. Gene Ontology annotation, molecular function: metal ion binding. The transcript has 16 exons. The record is from RefSeq and is a predicted model, not a curated record. Gene Ontology annotation, cellular component: cytoplasm. NCBI's taxonomy places the organism in Eukaryota, Metazoa, Mollusca, Bivalvia, Myida, Myidae. The coding region runs from base 2263 to 4197 and encodes 644 amino acids.